UUUAGCCACUAUUUCUCCGAUUGAUUGAUUGGUCUCUGCUGGAAUGUCUUCCUCCUCCUCCUCCUCCUCCUCCUCCUCCUCCUCAUCAUCAUCAUCAUAGUCAUCUUCAUCAUCGUCAUCAUCGUCAUCAUCAUCAUCAUCAUCGUCAUCAUCAUAGUAAUAAAAAAUUGUAUUAUCGUUUAUUCUUCUUCUCUGAACGACAAUGGUAGAACGAGUAAGAGAAGAUGAUGCCGAUAUGGUGGAUACGAAUGAAAUGCCAGGAAUGGAUGAUGACAAGCAUGAUGUGAAGGAAACUCUUGCUGCUAUUGAUCAUAUUUCUCCUGCAGUUCGAGACGCUGGAGAUCAUCUCCUCCUCGAUCAGUAUCAGGGCUUUGAUGUCGAUCUGAUGCGAAUGUACUAUGCUAGAUUGUUUCCCUAUCAGGAGAUGUACAAGUGGCUUUCCUACGGCCAUGAUCGGAAACAUCCGCAGUCGGACACAUCGUUUUUUGCGAGGAGGGAGUUCUCUUUCACCCUAGACAACGAUAUCUAUAUAAGAUACCAGUCGUUCAAGAGCUGCAACGAUAUGGAAUCAGCAAUACGAGACAAAUGUCCGUUCAAGAUCGACGUUGGAGCUGUAUUCAAUUUUGAUCCUUCCAAACGACAGCUAUAUCAGAGUGCUGGGUCUGAAAAGAUUUUCGCACCUGUGGAGAGGGAACUUGUUUUUGACGUGGAUAUGUCAGAUUAUGAUGAUGUGAGGGUUUGCUGCAAAGGGGCUGAUGUGUGCAAUCGCUGCUGGCCGCUCAUGACCGUUGUAAUACGUGUGCUGGACACGGCACUUCGGGAGGACUUCGGGUUUGCGCACAUAUUGUGGGUGUACAGUGGGCGCCGUGGUGUUCACUGCUGGGUAUGCGACCAAAGGGCACGCAAAUUGAAUAAUGAGCAGAGAAGUGCCAUCGCAGAGUACUUCCGCGUAUACAGAGGAUCAGAGAACAAUGCCAUAAAAGUAAGCCUUCCGGGUUCCUCAUUGCACCCCAGCCUGAGUCGGGCAUAUGAGCAAGUCCUGGACCGUUUCUUUAUUGAACUCAUAUUACCAGGACAAGAGCUCCUGGCCGAUGAGGAGAGUUGGGAAAAAAUUCUGCACAUGAUUCCUGAUAAUGAUGUCCGGAACCAGUUGCGUGUUAAUUGGAGCAGCAGACGACAAACGAAUAGUGAUGUUGACGUAAACGUGCUGAGGUGGAAAGAUCUUGAGAAGUGUGUCAAAGCGUCGAAGGUUAAGAGCCAUGCCAUGAGAAGAUGCUUGGACGAGAUUAUUUUUGUGUACACAUACCCCAGGCUUGACUUUGAGGUGUCCAAGAAUAUGAACCAUCUGCUCAAGGCACCCUUCUGUGUGCAUCCAAAAACAGGCCGGGUGUGUGUUCCAAUCGAUCCUCAAACAUGUGAGGAUUUCGAUCCCAUGGCUGUCCCAACAGUAUCGCAGUUGCUGAAUGAGCUCAAUACUGCUUCCUCGGAGGAAACCAGCAAGACAGUGGAGAGAGUGAAAGAUUUUGAAAAAACAUCGAUGCGAGAGGCAGUGGAAAUCUUUAGAUCGACAUUUCUGGAUGAUUUGUGCAAGUCGUGCAAGGCGGAACUCGAUGCUGCGUACAUGACGAAGGUUCAAGCGAGUUCUAAGCUGCCCACGCUGGCCUGGUAAACAAACAGCAAGCAACUUCAAACCAACGCUUACUCGCCCGUCUCCAUGUCGCAUUGCUCCCCGCCG
Messenger RNA from Chara braunii, 1735 nucleotides. Lineage: Eukaryota; Viridiplantae; Streptophyta; Charophyceae; Charales; Characeae. The record is from the annotation of a GenBank genome assembly.